UGCACAUGGCCGUACAUUAUUCCAAAGCCGUGUCAGAAUUUGUUUAUUUGUAUUUAAGAAAGUCAUAAAAUAAAAUUAGGAAAAUGAUUAAUAUUGAAUGGUUUUUUCUUAUCUCAUACGAUUUCAAUUAAGUAUUUCCGUGUUUAACAUCAAACUAACCGAAAUUGACGCAUUUUAUACAGAAUUUAAUUCCUUUUCCCAACAUAACCUGUACCCAUUAAAAAUGUCUGAUGCCUGGGAAGAGAUUCAAGCCGUGAAAAGCAAGAGGAACAGCUUACGGGAGAAGUUGGAGAAGCGUAAGAAGGAGCGGCAAAAUAUCCUGGGGUCUUCGCUAGUGAGUGGUGACAAGGCGGAAGGGUCGCCGGGGGGAAAAGAGAAGCCGAUUGCCGGCGCGGCUGUUACGACUAAAAAUGAAGACAAGCCGAAAGCUGUAGUCCCGUCAGCUUCCCUGGAGGUGCGUCUGCUGCAAGUGCUCUCAGACAUACAGCUGCAGCUGCCCGCAACAGCCAGCGCCCUCUUGCCUGGCCUCGGAGAUGUUGACACUGAGAUUGUCGCCAGCUUGCUGCAGAAGUUUGCCACACAGAAACUUAUCACUAUCCGAGAAAGACCAGAAGGCAGUACCGAUGUGGGCAUUGAAGUGGUCAGCGCCGAGUCGGUCCGCCUGGCAGCUGUCCUGGCGGCGCUGAUGGAGGAGAACUCUAAUAAGAGGAAAGGUGAAGACGCCCCCGAGGAGGGCACUAAAGCAAAACAGGCAAAGAAUACUACAGAAGAAAAGAAGGCUGCAAAGAAAGACACAGAUUUGAUGUCAUUACUGGCUAUGCCGUCAAGCCGAGAGAAAGCCGUGAAGCGAGUGGGAGAGGAGAUCAUGGAUCUACUCAGCAAACCUACAGCUAAGGAGAAAUCUUUGGCCGACAAGUUCAAGAGUCAAGGAGGCGCUCAAGUAAUGGAAUUCUGCCCGCACGGCACCCGGGCCGAGUGCGCGCGCGCCACCUCCCAACGACAAGAUGGCGCCUGCAAGAAACUGCACUUCAAGAAGAUCAUACAAGCACACACAGACGAGUCGCUCGGAGACUGCUCCUUUCUAAAUACCUGCUUCCACAUGGACAGUUGCAAAUAUGUUCAUUACGAGGUUGACAACAGCGACCCAAACGUUACGGCGACCAAAACCACCGACGCGCUACAGAAGAAUUCACCAAAUGGAGUGCAGGUGGCGCCCAAACCAGAUGGUGUUUUAACAUUGACGCCCCCACAGUGGCUACAGUGCGAUUUGCGGUAUCUAGACAUGACGUUUUUAGGAAAAUUCGCAGUGAUAAUGGCGGACCCACCGUGGGACAUCCACAUGGAGUUGCCUUACGGCACCAUGUCUGACGACGAGAUGCGAUGCCUCGGGGUGCCCCAGCUACAAGAUAAGGGGCUUAUAUUCUUAUGGGUCACUGGCAGAGCUAUGGAGCUGGGUCGCGAAUGUCUUAAAUUGUGGGGCUACGAACGCGUAGACGAACUGAUCUGGGUGAAGACUAACCAGCUACAGAGGAUCAUACGAACGGGACGCACAGGACACUGGCUCAACCACGGCAAGGAGCACUGUCUAGUUGGAAUGAAAGGCGAUCCGGACAACCUGAAUCGCGGGCUGGACUGUGACGUCAUCGUCGCCGAAGUCAGAGCCACUAGCCACAAGCCAGACGAGAUAUACGGCAUUAUUGAGAGGCUAAGUCCCGGUACGAGGAAAAUGGAGCUGUUCGGCCGACCACACAAUGUGCAACCUAACUGGAUAACACUAGGCAACCAAGUGGACGGCGUGAGGCUGGUGGACCCCGAGCUGAUCGCGGCCUUCAAGAAGCGGUACCCCGACGGGAACUGCAUGGCGCCGCCGCCUCCGGAGACCCUCGCUUAACCCUUAACACGACAUCCUUAGCGGCAACAUUAUCAUCAUACUUCAAACAAAAGCGCAUCUCAACAAUAACAAUAACGGUUCGCAAUCGAAUGACUACAAAUAAUGUCAUAAUUAUUUGUGCAACAAGGGAGGAACAUAUACUGAGUCGCAUAUAUAUGGUUAAUAGCUAAUUGAGAAUACUAAUUACUCUUAAUAACUCGUAAAUCUUUUGGAAACUGUUACUAAUAUGAUAGUAGUAUUUGUAAACGCAUAAACACGAUUGGGAUUACCGUAUUUCCUUACACGCAACCUUACUUACUGAAAUUUUCACCUUUCUUCGUCAUUUGUAAAUUUAUAAACUCUUACAAAUGAUAUCAAAUGUAAACAACAGGAAAUCAUUAUUUAUAUUAUAGCCUCUUUUAUUUUAAAACUUUUGUUAAAUUUGUAAACUCACUGUAAACUACUGUUAACACUAUAUUGGGCAUACCCUAAUGCAAUUUGAGAUGUAAUUGUCUGCCAUCUAAAACAAAAAUUGUUUCACUCCGCUCUUCACUCCGGUUUAACCGGUUAAACCUGGAAUAACCAAAGUUACCAGUACAAUUAGGCACAGGGAGGUUUAACCGUUUAAACUCCGGGUUAGUAGGAUAUUGGCCAGAUGGCCAAUUACCCAAUUUCUAUAUAUUAAAGUUAAUAUACGAGUAUGAAAUGCGAACGGGAUUUGAACACAAGACUUGGAACACUUCAAGCCGGACGCUCCGCUCUAUAAAAGAAGCUAUCAAUGCACUUGUUCGAAUUCACGAAUGUUUAUUUAUGAUAUAUUUAGGUGUGGCCCACAGCCCACAACCCACACCACAAUAAAAUAACCCACACCCACACCGUGUGGGUUAUUUUAUUGUUUACGGGGCGGUAGAGUAGAGGUAUCAAUAUCUGGCUUUAAUUUAUGUUUGUUAUACGUCAGCAGAUGAGUCAAAUGAUUGUUGAAAAAAAUGUGUUCCUUAGGAAACAAAUGUUGCAAAGCUUUUAAAGACAUUUUGUACUGUAAAUAUUAUAAAUAUCCCAAAAUUUCUUGCUUAUAACUUAUGACCCAACUCUGAAAUAAAUAUUUUUCUUAUUAGUUGUUGUUUACAAGCUUUUAAAAUCAAAGAAUAAAGGACAUUAUUUACGA
Messenger RNA from Cydia strobilella, 3035 nucleotides. It is a transcript of the gene Mettl3, whose product is annotated as N6-adenosine-methyltransferase subunit METTL3. Lineage: Eukaryota; Metazoa; Arthropoda; Insecta; Lepidoptera; Tortricidae. Bases 98 to 1891 code for a protein of 597 amino acids. Gene Ontology annotation, molecular function: mRNA (2'-O-methyladenosine-N6-)-methyltransferase activity; mRNA m(6)A methyltransferase activity. The record is from RefSeq and is a predicted model, not a curated record. Gene Ontology annotation, cellular component: RNA N6-methyladenosine methyltransferase complex; nucleus. The transcript has 13 exons.